Molecule: messenger RNA, 1305 nt
Organism: Acanthamoeba castellanii str. Neff
Lineage: Eukaryota; Discosea; Longamoebia; Acanthamoebidae
Exons: 11
Coding region: 1-1305 (434 amino acids)
Biological process (GO): biosynthetic process
Molecular function (GO): pyridoxal phosphate binding; transaminase activity
Source: RefSeq, a predicted model, not a curated record
AUGCAGCGAGCGUUGGCAUCGAGCGGAGCCUCCCGCAUCACGGACUAUGAGCCGUUCUUGAGCGUGACGUCCAAGCGACGUCAGCCCUCCCCCAUCCGCUCCCUCCAGCCCCUCCUUGAGCUGCCCGGCAUGAUCUCGCUGGGUGGUGGCAUGCCCAACACGUCGUUCUUCCCCAUCAAGGGGGUGGACGUGCACCUGACGGACGGCACCACCCUCCCCAUCCAGGGCGUCGACAUGAACGCCGCCCUCCAGUACUCCUCCUCGUACGGUGUCACGGAGUUCGUGGAGUGGCUCAAAGACUACCAGACGCGCGAGCACCACCCACCCUACGCUUCGAGGAAGGACUGGCACGUGUGCGUGACGAACGGGUCGUCGGACGCCAACGCCAAGGCCUUCGAGAUGCUCAUCGACCCCGACGACUACGUCCUCGUCGAGAACCCCACCUACAGUGGGUCGCUGGCGGGGCUGCGGCCGCUCGGGUGCCGGCUGGUGGGUGUGGAGACCGACCACUCGGGCCUCUCGCCUACCCACCUCCGCUCGCUCCUCGACUCGUGGCCCGUCGACCGCCCCAAGCCCAAGGUGCUGUACGUGAUCCCCACGGGACAGAACCCGUCGGGGGCCACACUGCCCGAGGAGAGGCGUCGGGAGAUCUACGGCAUCGCGCAGCAGCACAACCUCAUCAUCCUCGAGGACGACCCCUACUUCCACCUCCAGCUCGACAAGCAACAGGACGAUGAGCCGUUGAAGUCGUUCCUCUCGAUGGACGUGGAUGGGCGCGUGGUGCGCUUCGACUCCUUCUCCAAGAUCAUCUCCUCGGGUUUCAGGAUCGGGUGGGCCACCGGCCCCGCUCCGCUCAUCGAGCGGAUUCAGCUCCACCAGCAGGCCUCGACGCUGCAUGUCAGCGGACUGAGCCAGGUGGUGCUCCUCACGCUGCUCAAGAACUGGGGCGAGGAGGGCUUCAAGCGCCACAUCGCCAUGGUCCAGGAGGGGUACCGCCAACGGAGGGACCUGUUCUGCAAGCUCGCCGAGAAGCACCUCACCGGCCUCGCCGAGUGGCAUCCGCCGUCCGCCGGCAUGUUCGUGUGGUUCAAGGCGCUGGGGGUACGGUCGACGGAGAAGAUGAUCAAGGAGCGAGCCCUGGCCCAGAAGGUGCUGCUCGUGCCGGGCGUGGCGUUCACGCCCAACGGCGAGGAAUCAUCGUUCGUGCGGGCCUCCUUCUCCACCGCCUCCCCCGACGACAUGGACGAAGCCCUCCGCCGAUUCGCCGCCCUCCUCCACGAGGAACGCAACGCGCACCACCAGUAG